AUGGCCCAGAUUCCCGUGCAUGGUGAUCCCGCUCAGCCAGUCAAAGCUGCUGUGGUCCAGGCCGAGCCAUGUUGGUUCGACCUCGACGCUGCGACCGACAAAACGUGUGCGCUUAUUGCUGAAGCUGCGUCGAAUGGCGCCCAGGUUAUCGGCUUUCCCGAACUAUGGAUCCCCGGUUACCCGACCUUCAUCUUUGGUCACAAAGCGAACGACAUGUACGACUACUGCUUGAAAUACUAUCGCCAUGCGGUAGAUGUCACAUCUGAGCAGAUGAACCGCAUCCGAUCUGCUGCCCGCGCUGGAAACAUUAUGGUGAUCCUGGGCAUUGCGGAGCGCGAUAAGGGGAGUCUGUUCAUGGCGCAAGUAUUCAUUGGUCCUGAUGGCAACAUUCUACUUCACCGGAGAAAGUUCAAGCCAACCAGCUUGGAAAGAGUUGUAUUUGGCGAUGCGUCGGGAGACUGUACCACAAACGUUGUUCAGACGCCCAUUGGGCGUAUUGGUGGAUUGCAAUGCUUCGAGCACCUGCAGCCUUUGCUCAAAUAUCACUCCUACUUUCAGGGUGAGCAGAUCCACGUGGCAUCGUGGCCGAUGCUAUUCCCUCCAGUCGGCAAAGGGCCCUUUUUCAACACCGUAGAUGCAUGCCGUAUGGCUACGCACGUCUACGCCAUUGAGGGCGGCGCUUUUGUUCUCUUAGCGUCCCACACUCAGGGAGAGAGUGGUUUGAAGGCCAACGGUCUGAUUAUGCCGGAUCAGUCGCAAGAUACAACGCCUCAUGUCUCCACUCUCGGGGGUGGUUUCUCCCAGAUUAUCGCCCCCGACGGUCGAUCUCUGACAGAGCCUGUAGAUCCUACCUUCGAGGGUUUACUCUAUGCUGACCUGGACUUUAACGAAAUCUACUACGCCAAGAACAUUGUUGACCCUGUUGGACAGUACUCGAGGACUGACUUAUUUACUCUGCAGGUGGACAACAGGGUCAAACGCCAUUGUGUUUAUAAGGGAGAGGAGAAUGACGCCUACAAGCAUGCCUCGAGAUACCCCGAUUUGAAAUCCGAGGAAGUAGUUAAAGCUUUGGAGUCUACUUGA
Messenger RNA from Penicillium macrosclerotiorum, 1083 nucleotides. Its product is annotated as carbon-nitrogen hydrolase family protein. Gene Ontology annotation, molecular function: catalytic activity. The record is from RefSeq and is a predicted model, not a curated record. The coding region runs from base 1 to 1083 and encodes 360 amino acids. The transcript is spliced from 3 exons. Lineage: Eukaryota; Fungi; Ascomycota; Eurotiomycetes; Eurotiales; Aspergillaceae.